Messenger RNA from Debaryomyces hansenii CBS767, 807 nucleotides. RefSeq lists its product as uncharacterized. The coding region runs from base 1 to 807 and encodes 268 amino acids. The transcript has a single exon. Lineage: Eukaryota; Fungi; Ascomycota; Pichiomycetes; Serinales; Debaryomycetaceae. The record is from RefSeq and is a predicted model, not a curated record.
AUGUCUUCACCUAUGCAUAGACCUAUUUUGUCCCCAAAACACUCGAAUUCGAGAAGUGCAUCACCGAUUAAAAAUGACAAGACCUUUAUGGCACAGCAAAUUGAAUCACCAUACAAUAACCAGCGUAUUAGACUUUCAUACAAUAACAUCAAUAACACGUCGCCAUCGAAAAAACCCCAGGUCAAGAAAUUGGUGUCUCCUACAAAAGCACGUCCAUCUAAGGAGUUGAGCUUCACUAUAUUUGAGGACGAUGUAUACUACAGGGACACGUUAACUGAUGAUACUAAACCAGAUGAGGAACCCUUGGGCAAAGAAAAUGACAGUAUUGAGACAGUACGGGAGUCUCGUAAUAAAUUAAACCACGAUGACCAGGAAAACAUCUUACAACCCAAAUUCAAACAAAGCACCCUCAAGCAAGCCAGUAUUGCUAGAAGAAAGCCAUUGUCGAAUUUGAACAUCAACGAAUUUUCCGGAUACGUGACAUACAACCAGUUCCCUAUACAAUUGAAUGAAUUGUACCAGCCACCUAACUUCCAGAACGAGCUGAAGUCGAUUCACAAGUUCAACAGCAAAUUGCCCUGCUUUGUCACCCCACCUAGAUCUAACUUGCAAAAUGGUCUUCUCACAUCUAAAUAUCUCGUUAAAUCUGCAAUUGAAGAAGAACCUUUUAACGAGGAAGAUGAAGUCGAACAUCGUUUGAUGCAAAAGCAUAGCUCCAUCAAAAAGAGAAGAUCGCUAUCGGUUGGUAAGAACGACUCCAAGUUCAAAUUGAUUAAAAAGAAUAAUUUUCAAAUCUUAACCAACUAA